GACGCCAAGAUGCCAUGGCAAAAGAUUUGUUGCACCCGCCUCCUGAGGAGGAGAAGAGGAAGCACAAGAAGAAGCCCUUGGUGCAGAGCCCAAGUUCCUGUUUCAUGGAUGUCAAGUGCCCUGGCUGCUACAAGAUCACCACUGUUUUCAGUCACGCCCAGACUGUAGUGUUGUGUGUGGGAUGUCCUACUCUUCUCUGUCAGCCUACAGGAGGAACAGCAAGGCUAACAGAAGGCUGUUCUUUCUGGAGAAAGCAACACUGAAGUGAAAAUUGCCGUUUGAGGAGGAGGAUGGGCAGGCUGGGCCACUUCCAGAGCUGGGUGUUGGGAUCCAGAGCGACACUGCUUUACU
Mobula hypostoma (lesser devil ray) is the source of this 351-nucleotide messenger RNA. RefSeq names its product small ribosomal subunit protein eS27-like. The coding region runs from base 15 to 263 and encodes 82 amino acids. The transcript has a single exon. Lineage: Eukaryota; Metazoa; Chordata; Chondrichthyes; Myliobatiformes; Myliobatidae. The record is from RefSeq and is a predicted model, not a curated record. Gene Ontology annotation, cellular component: cytosolic small ribosomal subunit; ribosome. Gene Ontology annotation, biological process: ribosomal small subunit assembly; translation. Gene Ontology annotation, molecular function: structural constituent of ribosome; RNA binding.